AUGGCGAGUAAAGACCAACUAUUGGCGCAGGUGCUGUCGAAUUUGGAUGAUGGUAGUGGACUGGAGCGACCUGUGACAAGUGUCCACAACUUUUUGGAUGCACUGCAGUCCUCGGUCCUUCCCCUUCUUCUUCAGCAAGCAGACUUCUUUCCAAGAGCUGAAAGGGUGGAAUUGAGCUAUGCCCGCAUUCAAGGGGUGGUGAAAGUGAACACCCAUGGAAACAGCAAGGAGGCCUUGAGCAACUUGCAGGCUGGCCAAUCCACACAUCGUGAGUCCCAUUUCGACAAACUCAUGGGUGGCAGCACAGCACUGUAUCCAGCAAUUUCUUUGAUCAACCAUUCCAACGAGCCAAACUGUGUCUUGCUGCCGUUUCUCAAGGAUGGAGAACCCCAGGGCCUGGCAGUAUGCGCCUUUCGCCCCAUCCUGCGAGGAGGGGAGCUUACAUUGGCCUACUUGGAUGACCCUGAUGCAGUCAAAGCAAAAUGGGGUAUUUCUUGA
Molecule: messenger RNA, 498 nt
Organism: Durusdinium trenchii
Lineage: Eukaryota; Dinophyceae; Suessiales; Symbiodiniaceae
Source: the annotation of a GenBank genome assembly